This is a messenger RNA of Hippoglossus stenolepis (Pacific halibut), 1483 nucleotides long. RefSeq names its product hepatic nuclear factor 4, beta (gene hnf4b). The record is from RefSeq and is a predicted model, not a curated record. Gene Ontology annotation, molecular function: RNA polymerase II cis-regulatory region sequence-specific DNA binding; nuclear receptor activity; zinc ion binding. Bases 218 to 1483 code for a protein of 421 amino acids. Lineage: Eukaryota; Metazoa; Chordata; Actinopteri; Pleuronectiformes; Pleuronectidae. The transcript is spliced from 9 exons. Gene Ontology annotation, biological process: anatomical structure development; cell differentiation; positive regulation of transcription by RNA polymerase II.
UUAUUAGGACUGACACUGUAGAGAAGAUCGAAAGGGUCGAGAAGACAAAAACUGAAGCUGCGAGAAACAGGGGAGAGGAAGAAGGAAAAGGAUCAGGCACCCUCGUGGGACGCCCGUGACGAAGAGCGAGCGUGUGAAGUUACAGUUACAGUCGGUUCUGCUGGAGUUUCACAUAUCAGUUAGAUUUUUAAAAAACCCUGGAGCCUCGUCAGAGAGCAUGAAGCUCACUGGGACCGUCCUGAAACUGGAGUUCCCUCAUUGCAGCACAGAGACCGAGCAUUUAAACAACACAACGGUGACACCACUGCAAACAAACACAACAGAUUCAGGAGUGUCAGCCCCCUCCCCACCACCACCACAGCCGGAGACAGGCCGGGCCCAGUGUUCGAUCUGUGCAGACAGAGCCACAGGGAAACAUUACGGUGCCUCCAGCUGUGACGGCUGCAAGGGCUUCUUCAGGAGGAGCAUCCGCAACAACCACACUUACAACUGCAGGUUCAACAGCCAAUGCACGGUGGACAAAGACAAACGGAACCAGUGUCGUUACUGCAGACUGCAAAAGUGUUUCAAGGCUGGAAUGAGAAAAGAAGCUGUUCAGAAUGAGAGAGACUGCAUCAACAGUCACAGAGCCAAGGGACAGACAGUGGGCACUCUGUCCAUCACUGUGCUCCAGCGGGCAGAGGCCAGCGUGACACAGUUUCCAGCUCCAGUCUCACCCAUCAGUCAUGACAUCGACACCAAGAAGAUGGCCUGCGUGGGUGACGUGUUUCACUCCAUGAAGCAGCAACUCCUCCUGCUGGUGGAGUGGGCAAAACACAUCCCCGAGUUCUGCAGCCUCCCUUUGGACGAUAGGGUGACCUUGCUACGAACCCACUCUGCAGAGCAUCUUAUUCUAGGGGCAGCACGACGCUCUUUACCUUACAACAAUCUCAUUCUUCUAGGCAACGACUUUGUGAUCCCCCUGAGAGGUGCCCAGACAGAGGUGUCCAGAGUGGCUUUCAGAAUCCAAGAGGAGCUGGUCAAACCUCUCAGAGAGCUGGACAUCGCAGACACAGAGUUUGCUUGCUUCAAAGCCAUUGUCUUCUUCAGCCCGGACUGUCCAGGUUUGGAGAGUCCUCACCUCGUUCGACAUCUGCGGUUCCAGGCCCAGCUGCUGCUGGAGGAGGCGACCUGUGAGCAGAGGGGAAGGUUCGGGGAGCUCCUGCUGAUCCUGCCCGCCCUGCAGAGUGUGGCCUGGCAGAUGGUGGAGACUCUGCACCUAGCACAGCUGCUGGGUGAAGCCAGAAUGGACAGCCUGUUGCAGGAGAUGCUGCUGGGAGAAGGAGCCAAGACAGGGCAUGAAAUGAGCACAGUUUCUCCUCUUCCUUCAGACAACGGUGCGACUCAGGAGCAGCAAAGCGCUUCACCUACAGACCACACCUCUGCCAUGUCCCACGUCUCAACAUGUGAGCACUCACAAAACAAACUAUCACAGCAGUUCUGA